Meloidogyne enterolobii is the source of this 1086-nucleotide messenger RNA. The record is from the annotation of a GenBank genome assembly. Lineage: Eukaryota; Metazoa; Nematoda; Chromadorea; Rhabditida; Meloidogynidae.
AUGGGAAAAUCCCGGAAUGGAAAUAUUCUCUCGGUGGUUGAGCCAUUGUUAAAAGAAGCUCGAGAAGCUGUUGGUUCAAUUAAAUCUGAAAGUUUAUCAGAAGUAAGAAGUUUGCGCGCUCCUCCAGAAGCUAUUAGGGAUAUUUUACAAGCUGUUCUGUUUUUUAUGGGUAUUUUAGAUGUUUCGUGGGAGGCAAUGCGAAAAUUUUUAGCCAAAAGUGGUGUUAAAGAAGAAAUAAUUAAUUUUGAUGCCCGACGAAUAUCACCAGAUACGGCAAAACGUGUUAGUGCUUUAGUCAAGUCAAAGGCAACAUCCUUUGAUCCUAAAAAUGCUAAGAGGGCGUCAGCAGCUGCCGCCCCACUAGCAGCAUGGGUUAGCGCCAAUCUACAAUAUGCAUUAAUUGUAGAAAAAAUUGCGCCGUUAGAGCAAAAGAAAGAAACUCUUGAACGUAAUUUAAAUGCUGCAGAAAAACAAAUGGCCUCCUUAUCAAAAGGCUUAAAAACUGUAGAUAAACGAGUGGAAAGUUUAAAAUCAAAUUUUGAAGUUUAUAUGAAAGAAGCAACUGAAAUUAAAAUUGGGUUGGAAAGAGAACAGGCAACUUUAGUUGUUGCGAGUACUCUAGUAGAGAGAUUAGGUGAUGAAUACACUCGUUGGCAACAACAAAGUAAACAAUUAGAAACAGAAUUGGCAACAAUUGAGAAUUGUUGUCUUUUAGGUGCUGCCUUUCUAACAUUCUUGGGACCCAGCACGGAAGAAGUUCGAACCCGUACAAUGCAAAAUUGGCAAUCGCAAUUCCCUCAACUGCCUGAAGGAUUCGAUAUUCUUCGCUUUUUAUCAACAGAAAGUGAACAAUUAAAUUGGAAACAAGCUGGAAUUCCUUCUAACCGAUUAGCUCUUGAAAAUGGAGCUAUAAUUUUCCGAAGCAAGCAAACACCUUUUGUGAUAGAUCCAAGUGGAACUAUUGCCUCCUUUCUUUUUAAUUACUUCAAGGAAAUAAAAAAAGCUGAGGGUGGAGCUCAAUUACUUGUUGCCAGUCAGUCUGAUUUAAUGACACAGGCAAGUUAUUUUUUUAAUUUUAUAAUUUAG